Molecule: messenger RNA, 264 nt
Organism: Arctia plantaginis
Lineage: Eukaryota; Metazoa; Arthropoda; Insecta; Lepidoptera; Erebidae
Source: the annotation of a GenBank genome assembly
AUGCGGCACUGCAUAUCUGGCGCGGGACGAGCCGCAGCUGCCACGCCGCGAGAUAAAAUGCGACAAGUGCAUUAUUACGAUCCACCACAGAAUGCUGAGCGCCAACACUCGCAAGCACGUGUAAAUUUUCAAUGUGAGAACAUGCUAGAUAAGAAUACGGGCGUGGGCGCACGGAAAAUUCACGGCGGCGCGGCGCCGAGAGAUUCGCCGAUGGCACUACUGCCACGAGCUCACCUCACGCGCCGUCGCAUAUUUUUUAUGUAA